Messenger RNA from Clupea harengus (Atlantic herring), 4358 nucleotides. RefSeq names its product isthmin 2a (gene ism2a). NCBI's taxonomy places the organism in Eukaryota, Metazoa, Chordata, Actinopteri, Clupeiformes, Clupeidae. The record is from RefSeq and is a predicted model, not a curated record.
GCCCACUCAACUGUGAACCAUUUCAUACUUCAAAUGGCUGCGCAUCCUCCUCAAAGUUUCAUAACUGAAAUCAGACUUGUGAAAAACAUGGUUCAUCUAAAAGAACAAGAGCAUAACUCAGAAUUUUGCAAUAAUUACAGAUAAUUGCAGCUAAGAAGUUAUCGUUCGGGAACAUAUUGCUAUUUGAACAAUACAGAGCCUACAUCAAGUUUGCUUUCUUCAUAUAGCUGCCCAUAUGUUAGCCAGCUGGCUAGCUAGCUAAGAUUGGUUCAAUAACAUAAGACAAUGUUGCGCUAAGUUGUCCAAACGUGACAACUUGUGGAGUUUGGAUGCUUGUGUCACAUGCGUAGACACAGGCGUUGACAUGACAGCUUCUGCAAUAAUGGACUACUGCAUAUUGUGCAGCCACAACCGCAAAAAAAAAAAAAAAACAUUUGAGGAUAUUAUUAUUUUUCCUUCAAAGGGACAGCUCAGCCAAAAGGGGCAAAGGGGUUGUUGCCCGGGCAACUUUGCAACUUUGCCCGGGCAACUUUACCCCGGCCUUGUGCACGUAUUUGGCCUAACUAGAAGCCUAGAUUUGUCCAAAAUUGUUUUUUUUUUUUUUUAGGGCUGUAGAAUUCACUGUCAUAUAGGGUACUGUGGUGUACGUCUUUUCAUUUCGUCUCCCGUUCUGUGAUCCCUACAAUAGUGCCUGUCAUCAAUCCAUUCAUUCCGGCGUUCAUUCAUUAUUUCACCGCCAGCGUUAAACCAACCCUUGCUCACGUCACACAAACUGGAAAGAUGCGAUUCGAUGCCAUAAUCCGACCAAUACAUUUCUCAGAAGUUCGAGACCAACGUGUGUGAAGACAGCGUUGUAGGAAAUACUGAAAUAGGCAUGUCUUUCACAAUGACGAGAGAGUCUGUCACAACCAAUAGGACAAAAAUAGUCAAAUAGAAUUGUGAGUUAGUUUAUUAUCCACUGCUACGUUUUUUCAGUGUUACCUGUAUCCCUACUUCCGUUACCACAUUGGUGUGGAUACAGAGGACGCAUUUGAGAAGUAUUCCGUACCUUUGCCAGAAGCUCAAGGGCCAACAGGACAGUUCUUAAAUUGGAGGGUCUAGCAGACUGACAACAUUUCUUCAUGUCACUAACACAUGGACGGUCAUAAACGGAAACAGAUCUGUAUAAAGUUCAGACUGCGGCAGGACGCGAGGACGCAAAGCGCAAAUCAAAGUAUGGGACCCCCUCACCUCGCUUGAAAAGGACACAAAAUCAAACGAACUGCGACAUUCUGCGCAUUCCCAUCUUGUUUGUGGGGAGGAUAACUCUGUGUCUGUCUCUCUGUGAGAUGAUCUGAUCUGAUUUUCUUAUUCUAAUGAUCUUAAUCCAAGACCAAGGAAACGUGCCCCGGCAGAGUAAUAACUGGUCAAAGGUUCUUUGGCGCACGUUGUGCGUCGCAACUUCAGGCUGAUGAUCUGAAGAAAACGAUUGCCUUUCACUGAAUUAAUUUCAAGAAGAAAUGCAGACAGUUCGGCGGAAAGUUUUGGGGCUGUUGGUAGUUCUCUUGACUCUUUCCCUUCUGACAGUGAGAGGACUCCCCAUCAAAAAGCACAGGAGCAGUAGCUCAAAACCCAGGGGCGCGUCCACGGAGGUCAAAGGUGAGAGUGGCGUCAGGGACGUCCGUCAGACGCUGCAGAGCCUGCAGGAGCAGAACCAGCUGAGGUCUGACCCGCUCUCGCCCAGGCGGCACAAGCGCAGGUGGUCGCACCUCCGCUCCGAUGCCACCCUGCCCAAACCCAUGCCAGAGGAGCAGCCCUUCGUCCUGGACCUCAAGAACUUCCCAGACCUGGCCAAGGACCUGGACUCACAGAACCCCAACAUUCAGGUGACUAUCGAGGUGGUGGACAACCCCCAGAUGGAGAUUGAGAUGGACCUGGCCAAGGAGAGCCGCAACGACUGGUCCUUGUCCUCCGAGGACUGGCCGGGCCACAAGAACCUGUUCUGGCCCCUGUUCUGGGAGUACCACGACUCGGCGGAGGACAGCCUGGGCCAGGCCAGCCUGGAGGACAGUGAGGAGGACUACUCGUUUGACGUAGAGGACUCGACCCUCAGCGGUGUCGGGGGAGACUGGGGGAACAGGUGGAAGGGCUGGUACUCCAAAGACAACUAUGAGUACGAGGAGGAGGAGUGGAGUGAGUGGUCGCCGUGCAGCGUUACCUGUGGCCAUGGCAACCAGAAGAGGGUGCGCUCCUGCGGAUAUGCCUGCACGGCAACCGAGUCCAGGACGUGUGACCUCGAGAGGUGCCCAGAUGAUCUGAACACAGCGACAGAGCUUACGCCGAUCAACAUGGACAACACUACCCAGUCUUUUGGCACAGAUGUGGACAGCUGUGAGAAGUGGCUGAGCUGCAAGAACGACUUCCUGCAGAAGUACCUGCACCAGGUGCUGACGGAGCUCCCCAGCUGCCCGUGCGCGUACCCGUCCGAGGCCGUCUACAGCGCCGUCAACAUCUUCGACGAGACGCUGCAGAAGACGUUCCGCUGGCGCGACGCCAGCGGGCCCAAGGAGCGGCUGGACAUCUACAAGCCCGGCGCCCGCUUCUGCACGCGCUCCAUGCUCGCCUUCGACAGCACCACGCUGGCCGCCCAGCACUGUUGCUACGACGACCACAUGAAGAUCAUCACGCGCGGCAAAGGCGCCGGCGCACCCAACCUCAUCAGCACCGAGUUCUCGCCCGAGCUCCACUACAAGGUGGACGUGCUGCCCUGGAUCCUGUGCAAGGGCGACUGGAGCCGCUUCCACUCCGUGCGGCCGCCCAACAACGGCCAGCAGUGCGCCGCCAACCCGCCGGAUGACGUUUACAUGAGCGAGCUGGAAGAGGCCCGAGAGUACUGAGCUAAGCCUCACCAGGGAGGAGUCGGCCAGUCGAGUCGUUUGUCAAGAGGAAAAAACCUCACCACCGUCCAAUAUGGAGACAAAUUGCGCCCCGCUAAUUAUGGAGGGUGAGUUCGACUGCGGAGCAUAAGGUCCUAAUGACGCCAUUUGGAGGCUUUUGGGAGCCAUUUUCCUCUUUUUUUUUUAUUUAAAAAUAAGCGGCAUUGGAUCCCACUGUCUCACACAUCAACACUUCAGUUGGAGAGGCAGUCCGCGGAGUCCGGGGAUGUUUGCAGUCCAGGUCUGUAAUUUAUGGCAGAGGCUUGGAGCUGUGGUGGGGAUAAACCAUACACUAUUUAUGGACAGCUAAACUGAAAUAACACUGUUUUAAAAGGCGGGGAUCGAGACUCAGGUGGGGAACAGUGAUGCAACAGUCCCUCUCUCUAUCCUUCUCUCUCUCUCUCUCCCUCUCUCUGUCCACCCUCCCUCUGUUCUCUUUCUCUCUCUCUCUCUCUCUGGCACCCUCUCAUUCAUUCUUUUUCUAUCUUAUCUUUCUCUCUUACUUGCCAAGUUUCGAUCUAUCCUCAUCUCUCUCUUUCCCUCACCAGUCAUUACAACGAGAGUCUUUCCCUCCAGAUCCACAGACUAUGUGCUGCUAUGGUGGCAGAGAAACAAGCGGUCUGUGGAGGAUCGCUCCCCUCCAUGCCCUGGAGGUCUCUGUAUUUAUUGGAUUUGUAUCGGGUCAUUGCUGUGUGCUCAAAAGACUCGGAUCUCUCCUGAAAGGAAUUCACGUCAAGCUGCUACAGUUGCCAUGAGUUCAAAAAGAAUGCUGGGUUUUGUUGUUCUAGACUCUCUCUCUCUCUCUCUCUCUCUCUCUCUCGCGUUUUCUCAUUUUUUCUUGCUGUCCCUUCUCUGGACUUGGCAUGGCUCCAACCCGAGCAGGAUGAGUCCAAACAAAUCAAACAUAACCCCUUCGGUGCAUUCUCCGACUGUUUCAACAUAUUAUAGGGACCGUUCACAUUUUAGGGACGUGUAUAUUAUUACUCUAAAUGCAAGCAUAUCUGGUGCCAUAGGACAAGAUAUUUUUGCAGAAUGAUUUGACCUCUGAUAUCUCCCCGAGGAGAAUUACACAGGGGCCUAAUUAGGUAAUGGCGGACUGGAGAGUGAAUGCAGCUCUUGUGUUCCUUAGCAAAUGCUUAGCUUAUUUUCAUCACAGCCUACAGGGUUGCUCAAUUCAGUCCUAAACAUAAUUGAAUUCCACUGUGAAGGAUUUUUUUUUGCCUGUUAACAAGUUCUGUCUUUGUGUGAAAUGCAAUCGGAGAAGCCCCUGACACGCGGGAGAGGGUGGAUGUGGUGCCGUUGAUGGAAGGAGGUCUUUUCUGUCGAAGGCGGGAGUGACAUCCUGGAAGUAAACAUACGAGUCCGUAAACACAGGAACCCUUUGAACACCCCGCAUUUGUCCCAGGAGCACAAUCAAAGGCUUGUUCCUGGCGUAGGAUGUUG